CCAGCGUGUUGUUGCAGCGUCAUCCUGUUUGAAUGAAGUUCAGACUGAGAACUAGCCAACUCUUCAUUCGCGCCCCAGUAGACUGACACGGGAAAAACAAUAUCAGAUACUCCAGGAAAACAAAGACUGCCAACCAUGCCGGUGUUUACAGUCAAUGUGAAAUGGGGCAAAGAGAAGUUUGAUGCAGUAGAACUCAAUACCGAGGAGCCACCCAUGGUGUUCAAGGCUCAACUCUUCGCCCUGACAGGAGUUCAGCCUGACAGACAGAAGGUCAUGGUGAAGGGAGGCACCCUGAAGGAUGAUGAGUGGGGAAACAUUAAACUGAAAAAUGGAAUGACUCUGCUGAUGAUGGGUUCUGCAGAAGCCCUGCCUGAGGAGCCGGCGGUUCGGCCCAUGUUUGUAGAGGACAUGACUGAGGAACAGCUGGCUUCAGCGAUGGAGCUUCCUUGUGGGCUGACAAACUUGGGUAACACCUGCUACAUGAACGCCACAGUGCAGUGUUUACGUUCGGUGCCAGAGCUCAAAACAGCUCUCAGGAGGUAUUCAGGUGCCCUGCGAUCUUCAGGAGCAAAUGCUCCAGCACAAUACAUCACAGCAGCCCUGCGUGAUUUAUAUGAGACUAUGGACAAAACCUCGUCCAGCCUUCCUCCCAUAAUCCUGCUGCAGUUUCUCCACAUGGCCUUUCCACAGUUUGCUGAGAAGGGAGACCAAGGACAGUACUUGCAACAGGAUGCCAAUGAGUGUUGGCUCCAAAUGAUGAGGGUACUUCAGCAGAAGUUGGAACCACUUGAGCCGGUGACUCCCAUGGAGACUGAGUCAGCAGGAGGAGCUGCCUCUGCAUCUGCAAAGAAGAACUUUAUUGACCAGUAUUUCGGUGUAGAAUUUGAAACUUCCAUGAAAUGCACAGAAUCUGAGGAAGAAGAGCCGAUCAAGGGCAAAGAAAGCCAGCUCCAGCUCAGCUGCUUUAUCAACCAAGAAGUCAAAUACCUUGCAACAGGACUACGACUGAGACUGCAGGAAGAAAUCACAAAAAUGUCUCCAACCUUGGACAGAAAUGCUUUGUAUAUCAAAUCUUCAAAACUUAGCCGUCUCCCUGCCUACUUAACUGUUCAAAUGGUCCGAUUUUUCUACAAGGAGAAGGAGUCUGUGAAUGCAAAAGUUCUAAAGGAUGUCAAGUUCCCCCUCAUGUUGGACGUAUACGAGCUCCUCACCCCGGAACUCCAGGAAAAAAUGUUGCCAAUUAGGUCAAAGUUUAAAGAAAUGGAGGACAAGAAGCUGGAGAAACAACAGCAGAAGGUGUUGAAGAAGCCAGAUGCAUCAAAGGAAGUAAAAUAUGAGCCUUUCUCUUUCCCAGAUGACCUUGGUUCCAACAACAGCGGCUACUACGACCUGCAGGCUGUACUGACUCAUCAAGGUCGCUCCAGCUCAUCAGGCCACUAUGUGGGAUGGGUCAAGAGGAAAGAAGAUGAGUGGAUCAAGUUUGACGACGACAAGGUGAGCGUGGUCUCACCGGAAGACAUCCUGCGGCUGUCUGGAGGCGGAGACUGGCAUAUAGCUUACGUUCUACUGUACGGGCCACGUCGGCUGGAAAUACUUGAAGAGGAGCAGUAGCUGGAGGGAGGUUUCUUACACCCACAUAUACAGAUUGCCAUUUCCGCGCACUGUCUGCAUAGAUGUGCAAUAAAACUGGUGUCUUUAAAGA
Molecule: messenger RNA, 1702 nt
Organism: Poeciliopsis prolifica (blackstripe livebearer)
Lineage: Eukaryota; Metazoa; Chordata; Actinopteri; Cyprinodontiformes; Poeciliidae
Gene: usp14
Product: ubiquitin specific peptidase 14 (tRNA-guanine transglycosylase)
Exons: 16
Coding region: 136-1611 (491 amino acids)
Biological process (GO): protein deubiquitination; regulation of proteasomal protein catabolic process; proteasome-mediated ubiquitin-dependent protein catabolic process
Molecular function (GO): cysteine-type deubiquitinase activity; protein binding; proteasome binding
Source: RefSeq, a predicted model, not a curated record